Molecule: messenger RNA, 4890 nt
Organism: Durotheca rogersii
Lineage: Eukaryota; Fungi; Ascomycota; Sordariomycetes; Xylariales; Xylariaceae
Exons: 7
Coding region: 184-4491 (1435 amino acids)
Biological process (GO): negative regulation of transcription by RNA polymerase II
Cellular component (GO): Sin3-type complex; chromatin
Molecular function (GO): transcription corepressor activity
Source: RefSeq, a predicted model, not a curated record
UGGAAAUGGAAACCUACCUCCCCAAGCCGCGACAGCUUGAUCAUAUCCCGCCGUUGUCACCCCCCAAAACCCUCAUCGUCUUCAUCUCUACCGCUUCCUCAACCCCCCCCUCUCGUCUUUACACGUCAACUGCGUCCAUGUAGAGUGAGUCGCCUCCUGACAAAACCGCGACCCGAAAGAGUCAUGAAUUCUCAUCCUGACGACAUCUCCCGAGACCGCGAGUCCACCGAACGCCAUCAGAGAGAUCAGUACCCGGCCGGCACGCCUCGCCAGAGCAACACUGCCUCCCUCCAGAUCCACCAGCCUGUCGCUUCGCGGCUCCCUGGUGCCAUCCAUAGCCCCGGCGGCCUUCUCGCGACCCAUGGGGGUUCGGGACCUCCUAUCCCUCUCGGUGCUCCCUCAGGCCCGGUGAAUUCGUUCGGUGGUCCAUUGCCAGUUGAGACAACCCGCCCUCUUCCGCACAGCGCCCAGAACGCAUCCAGCCAAAUGUUUGGCGCCCUAGGCGGCCACAACCCAGGCCCUUCCGGUACAUCGGGGGCAGCAACCCAUAUGUUCGGCGGUCCCUUACAGCAGGACGGCAACCGCGCCGCCCAGGGUAUGCCGUUUGGCGGUAGUAAUGGCAUAACAAGCGGUGGUCACCCGGCCUCGGGAGCUGGGCCAGGAGCCGGAGCUGGCGGAUUACCUCAAGGCCAGCAGCCUAUCUUGAAUGAUGCGCUGAGUUAUCUGGACCAGGUCAAGGUGCAAUUUGCCGACCAACCUGACGUGUAUAACAAGUUCCUUGAUAUUAUGAAGGAUUUCAAGAGCCAAACAAUCGACACCCCUGGUGUUAUUAACCGGGUUUCGGAGCUCUUCGCGGGGCACCCAAAUCUCAUCCAAGGCUUCAACACCUUUCUCCCGCCGGGGUACAGAAUCGAGUGCGGUGCAGGCAACGACCCCAACACCAUCCGUGUAACUACGCCUAUGGGAACGACGGUCCAGUCGAUUACUGGCCGGGCGAAUCAAGGUGACGGUGCGCAUGGUCAGGCUGGCUCGAACGCACCAUUUUUCAACCACCGUCCCGGCAACUGGCAACAGCACUCGCAGCCUCAACACAGCAUCGAGAGUCCCGAAGCAGCCUUCAGCGCCCCCGUGACGAACGGCCCAAACACGUUUGGGCCCGGACAAGGUCCUACUUCAGCGUUUGACGGACCUCCGCAGCAGCAGCAUCGCGGCGCAUCACAGGCCCAGAACAAUCCGGGUGCACCCAACGUGCCUACGGCGCGUAACGCUCUGACGCCGACUCCGAGCGGCCCCCAGGGCCCUCCGAGCGGCGGCAGUCAGCAGGCGGGUAUAGAAAAGCGCGGGCCUGUUGAGUUCAACCAUGCUAUCAGCUACGUGAACAAGAUCAAGAACCGAUUCCAGGACAAACCCGAGAUCUACAAGCAAUUCCUCGAAAUCCUCCAGACCUACCAACGAGAACAGAAACCGAUACAGGACGUGUACGCACAGGUCACCAGCCUAUUCAACACCGCACCCGAUCUUCUGGAGGAUUUUAAACAGUUCCUACCGGAGUCGGCGGCGUCGAGUAAGACCAACGGCGCGAAAUCCGAAGACGUCUUUGCGAUGACGGGCAUCCCCCAAACCACGCCGCAGCCCGGCCACGCCAUGAGGGACGGCCAGAAGAUGCCUCCAGUCGGUAACUUUGCACCUCCGGCUAGUGCUAGUAAAGACAACAAGAAGCGCCCACGUAAUGAUAAACAACCCCCUCCCCCGGCUCCCGCGAUGGUAGACAGCCCGGCCCCGGGGCCUCGGACGAUCCCUGGGGUCGGCCCCGCGAACAAGCGUCCAAAGCUCAACCAUAAAGCCGUAGCCGCUGAUGCGCCAUCAAUCGAGCCGACUCUCACUCCGAUUCUGCCCGAGCCGUUACCGCCUACAUCCUCGGCGAAUGCGACUCCUGACGAGCUGGGCUUCUUUGAGAAGGUUAAGAAGUUUAUCGGCAAUAGGUCAACCAUGAACGAGUUCCUGAAACUUUGCAAUAUGUACUCGCAAAGUCUGAUCGAUACGAACGACCUCGUCCACAAGGCUAGCCAAUUCAUCGGUGGCAAUGCUGAGCUUAUGGGCUGGUUCAAGACUUUCGUUGGUUACGAAGGUCUCGACGAGAUCAUCGAGAAUAGGCCUCGACCCCCAACGGAGAAGGUCUCGUUGAGCAACUGCCGUGCUAUCGGGCCUAGCUACCGCUUGCUACCUCGCAAAGAGAAGCUAAAGCCGUGCGGUGGUCGAGAUGAGAUGUGCAACGCUGUCCUCAACGACGAAUGGGCUUCCCAUCCGACCUGGGCUUCCGAGGAUUCCGGCUUUGUGGCUCACCGGAAGAACGCCUUUGAAGAGGGUCUUCACAGAAUCGAAGAAGAGCGACACGACUACGACUUCAAUAUCGAGGCUAACGUCAAGUGCAUACAACUGUUGGAGCCAAUCGCCCAGCAGAUGCUGAACUUAACCCCUCAGGAGCGGGAGACUUUCCAGAUGCCGGCAGGCCUCGGUGGCUCCAGCACCUCCAUCUUUAGACGGGUUCUCAAGAAGAUCUACGGUCUAGAUAAGGGGAUCGAUGUUGUGAACGACAUGUUUACGGAUCCCUUUGCCGUGGUUCCCGUCGUACUCGCCCGACUGAAGCAGAAGGACGAAGAAUGGCGGUUCACGCAGCGCGAGUGGGAGAAGGUGUGGCAGGCCCAGACGGAGAUCAUGCAUCUCAAGAGUCUUGAUCACAUGGGUAUUCAGGUCAAGCAGAACGAUAAGCGCAACCUGUCCGCCAAGCACCUAGUGGACGUCAUCAAGACUAAACACGAAGAGCAGCAGCGCCUGCGGAGCUCAAGGACCAAGGUCCCGCGAUAUCAAUUCGCUUAUGAGCUUAGUGACCAGGAGGUUAUCCUAGACCUACUACGAUUCAUGGUCUUGUACGGCAUGAACAAUGGCCACCACAGCGCGUCGGAGAAGGACCGUAUCGUCGAAUUCUUCGAGUUUUUCGUCUCGCGGUUUUUCGAACUGCCGGAAGACAAGGUCCAAGAUCGGCUCCAAGACAUUGAUCGCGAUUCUGGAGAGGAAGAUGCCGAAGAGCAACUUCCAGCGGAACUGACCAACGGCCGAUCUCGGCGCAAUGGCAAGAGAUCCGACCUACGCCGCGGCGUGUUAGACCCUAGCCGUAACGGCGCUAAGACUAGAAAUCAGAAGGAAGACAGUGCAGCGUCCGGUAGUAAAGAGACGACUCCGGACGUUGGUUCUGCGAACGAGGAAGAGAUGGGCGAUGUCCCUGAUGAUGCCGUACCUACAGGCGUGUCGAACGAACGCUGGCUGCCCAUAGUCCCUCGGGCGACGGUCGUUAAGGGUGACAAUCCGCUGUUGGACGCAGACGGGGAAUUGAAAGCCGAUGGGUUUUUCCCUCGCCCUUGGUACAAUUUCUUCUGCAACCAAACCAUCUACGUCUUUUUCAGCGUCUUCCAUACCCUAUACAAGCGCCUCAAGGACGUCAAAGAUAGCAGGGAAAGCGUCUCGCAAGAGAUCCUCCGAUCUAAGAGCAAGAAGCCCGCCAAGGAACUCGGUAUUUCUGUCAACGAAAUUAACUACUUCGACGAGAACGACCCUGCGUCCUUCUGGCCGAAGACCGUCGAGCUGAUCGAGGACUACAUUACCGGGGAAAUCGACGAGAAUCGUUACCAAGAAGUCCUCCGACAUUACUACCUCAAGAAAGGCUGGACGCUGUACACGAUCCAGGAUCUCCUGAAGACGCUAUGCCGUCUCUCUUUGACGUGUACGAGUCCAGACUCGAAGGAAAAGACGCCCGACCUCAUCCAGCAGUUCUUGAGCACGCGCCACCACGAAGAAACAAGCUACCAGACCGAGAUCAGCGCGCGCAAGUUCGCCGAGAAGUGCAUUAAAGAUGGCGACAUGUUCGUCAUCUGCUGGUUCCCGCAGAAGCACGAGGCUACGGUUCGUUGGUUGCAACGUGAAGAGACGACAUUCUACAUGGACGAGAUGGAACUUCGCGAGAGGUGGCAGUACUACAUCUCCUCGUACAUGCGCGUCGAGCCCACAGAAGGGGUCUCGCGCUCCCGUCUACAGAAGGCAGUCCUCGCCAGGAACCUACCAUCAAGCGAUACUGACUCCGACGACGGCAAUGUGCCGAAGCCUCUCGGCUUCUACGAGGGCCUAGUUAUGCGUAUCUGCUUGAACUCUAGCAAGAUUGUCUGGGAGAAGGACACGUCGGAAUCCUUUGUCUACGCGACCGAACCCGAGGGCGAGGAAGACAAGGCCAAGGCCGAGGAGCACAGGCGUGCCGUCACCGAGCACCGUGACCAGAGAUUUCGGGAGAAGAUGGUAAUGAACAAUGCUUGGAUGCGGGGGAUGAGCCAGGAUAAAGUCCAGAAAGUGAACGAGAACUUCCAGAAGUGGUUCAAGGAUGGCGUCGCACCGGCUGGCCAGGGUCAAGGGGAGGAUGGCGAGGAUGGCGAGGGGGCAGAGUAACGCUUACGACCACAGCCUUUUUGCGUGUUCGUUCCUUGUUUUUGUUGUUCUAGAUUGCCUGCCUGUGGCAGUCUCGGGAGUAAUCAGAGGGCGAUAUUCGACGAUGCAUAAACGGCAUGCAUCAUCACGGUUGGCGUUUGACAGGGCAGUGUGCAGACCCAAUGCCAAUGCCAGUUCGGCUUCUCGAUCUUCCAUACAGACGCGAACGCGGCUCUCCAUCCUGCACGCGAUACGGCUACCGGGACGGCGGGAAGAGGGAUGCAAGAACGAGUUCGGACUGGGCUGGCUGGCAUUGGAUUGUGGUUACGAUCACAUUGCUGCAAUAUCCUUUUUGCGUUUUACAUCUGCGUGUAUACUACGUCGGCGGCAUCAUUCAUGUAGUCGUAGGUUAAGCCAACU